This is a messenger RNA of Daldinia caldariorum, 1213 nucleotides long. RefSeq names its product SFT2-domain-containing protein. The transcript has 4 exons. The record is from RefSeq and is a predicted model, not a curated record. Gene Ontology annotation, cellular component: membrane. Lineage: Eukaryota; Fungi; Ascomycota; Sordariomycetes; Xylariales; Hypoxylaceae. Bases 404 to 1057 code for a protein of 217 amino acids. Gene Ontology annotation, biological process: vesicle-mediated transport.
ACCGUAUUUAUGGUUGUGUGGCUCAUGGCUCUAGCAGUCUGGCAGUCUGGCUGAUGCACUUCCCUUUACGCUUCCCUUCAAUACGCACUUAUCUCCACCACACUUCAUUUUUAGUGCUUCUCUAAACGCAACAUCAACUAAACGCAUCCCGCCUUUCAUCAACCCAUAGCCUCCAUUAGCACUUCCCAGCUCCAAAGAGAGAGGAGAGGGUGUCAUUUGACGCAUAGUAACAUCCACUACAAAGUAGCAUCUCCCGCACGACCCGCUCCGUAUAUCUUCAUACCACACCUACGAUUCUUACCUACCGAGACCGAAGUCGCCCUCCUUUGCGAUCGCGGAACCUGAUACCUACUUUCUACCAAUUCGACCCAAAAGUCUAACAACCGAGAGGAUCGUAUACACGAUGGCGUCUGCGUCUUUUAGGGAAUCCAUGAACUCCCUAGGGUGGUCACGCCGUGACCCAGACCGAGAAUUUACAGCCAAUACGUCACAACGGUCCGGGUUACUAUCGUCGAUAAAGUCAUUAAACCCCUUUGGAGACCGUGGAUAUGUGCAAUUACCUACUACAGAGAGUGCUGGCGCUCCAUUACCGGCCAGCAACCGUCGCGAAGAAGAGGAAGGAUGGUUUGUCCUGAGCCGGUGGGACCGGUUAUUAAUAUUCGGCGCCUGUAACUUGGCUGCCUUCAUCUGCUUUCUCCUCUGCUUCGUUCUGUGGCCCGUCUUCGUGACCAAGCCCAGCAAAUUCGUCAUCUUAUGGACCUUUGGCUCCAUCCUUUUCCUCUGUUCCUUCGGGGCCAUGAUGGGCCCGAUGGCAUACCUGCAACACUUGGCAUCUGGGCCGCGCUUGCCAUUCACGGCAGCUUAUUUCGGAUCCAUUGCGUUGACUAUCUACUUCUCUAUGGGUCUCCACAACGGCUUUCUUACUCUCAUAGCCGCUGUCAUCCAGAUGGUAUGCCUGCUCUGGUAUCUGAUCAGUUACUUCCCGAUGGGUUCAAGUGGCCUUCGACUGGCUACCAGCUUUGGGGCGCGCAGAGCAGCUACUUGGAUGACGGGCUAGACUUUGUUUAUUGUAUAUUAUUGCAUUUCGCUUGCAUUGCGAUUAGAAGCCUAUCGGUCUCGUUUACAGGUUACAAUGAUUGGAAUUCGUUUAUCAGGAUGAAAAAUCAUUCUAUAGUUAAUAGGAAGGAAUGUAAAGUGUUGACUAUUGCCAAAU